UGCAUGGUACCAAGCGACGACAAUGAAAGUAAUGAGCAGUUGAACGGGCACGCCCAACACCGACGCAAUGCAGGCUAUGCAUGGCAUCACCCAACUCCUUCCUAGGGCUUCUAAUCAAGAACCAUCGUCAGCAGCCCUAGAAAAAUACCCAUCUUGAUCCGCAACUUAUCUGAAGGAGGCCCACUCUGUAACUUCACAGUUUCUCUUGAGAUUUUGCUAAUGUACGAUCGCUUCGGUGUAUGAAAGUGACAAAGAAUUGGGUUCGGAGUGAGUUUGGUUAGGGCCGCUAACAAGCGUUACAAUAGACCGAGAAUCAAAUAAUUAUCCUGAAUUUUUCGAUCCACGACGUCAUCUAGCUACCCACAGUCGAACUUAUUAGUCAGUCAGUCAGUCAGAGUGGCUCUUGACUGUGUAUUAGCAGAAUCGGGGCUGGACUUGGGCUUGUGAUUGUGUGACGGGGCAAUAUGUUCGUGAUUGAUUCUGUUUCUUCGAAGCCGAGCGAGAGUAGUGCGGAGCAUUGAAGGAGCUUAUGUGAUCGGUGGCCACAGGUGUGUUUCGUGGAAGAUAGUCUUCAGGUCAUUGCGUGCUGGGAUAUGUUAAGUUCGUGGAGAGAUUGAGUUGGUGAUUGGAUAUGUUGGGGGUAGACGAUCGGGGAAGUUUUAGGGUUUUGGUGUUUGAAGUGAGUCCAUCUCCAUUUAGAUGUGUAUUUGAGUUUUCUGCUUCAUUGUUCUUUGUUGGAGUGGAUCUUGUAAGAUUGUGUGUGUAUGUGUGUGUUCAAGCGGAAGAGAGAUCCUGUGAUUCACAGAAGGAUCGUCAUGUUGGUACUGUUGCGGAAGUGUAUUGACAGGAGUUGGCGAACGGAAUUUACGUGUAUGGCAUCGUGGAGAGUUUGUAGGGUUGGGAGCUAGAUUAAUAUGCAAGAGGCGCAGUAUCACAUGAUGAUGCCGCAGCGUGACUUGUAGCAAAGCAACGUCCGAUGUUGCUUUUGUAGAAGGUGGACAGGUUGGACGUUGUGGGCAAUAUUCGUUCUGUCGUCUGGUUGUAGGGAGGGGUGGUCUAGUUCCCCAAUUCCCUUGCUUGCCAAUGCGAGUAUUUGGUUAGGUUUUACAGGAUCUAGCCGCGAUGAGUAAGGCAAAGAGAGCAGGAUUGAGAGAGAAUGGGGAUGGAGGAAUGACGGGAGUAGAUGAUACGGCGUUAGCGUCUGCCAUUGGUAAUGGCGAAGACCUAGCCCCGUUUAUCCGAGCAGCAUUUGAGGUUGGCAAGCCCGAGACUCUGAUUCAUCAACUUAAGAGCUUUGUGAAAAAGAAGGAAGUGGAAAUUGAGGACCUUUGCAAGCUUCAUUACUCAGAAUUUAUUCGAGCAGUAGAUGAACUGCGGUAUGUUCUUGUUGACGCCGAUGAGCUCAAAUCCGGGCUUGCAGAGGAAAACAGGCAGUUACAAGAGAUUGGUGACACUCUCUUGCGGAUGCUCGACGCUCUAAUACAGUCCCAUGGGACGAAGAAGAACAUAAUGCAGGCAAUUGAGUCGCUCAAAAUGUGUACUGCUGUGGUGGAUCUGUGCAUGAGAGUAAAUGAGAAUGUGAUGAAUGAUAGCUACUACCCGGCACUGAAAGCCUUGGACAUCAUGGAGCGAGACUUUUUGCCUGUAUUACAUGCUCGGGCUCUGCGACAACUUCUAGAAAGACAAAUUCCUGUUUGUAGAGCACAUAUUGAAAGAAAGGUGAACAAGGAAUUCAAUGAUUGGCUUGUUCAUAUUCGAAGUGCUUCCCGGGAGAUAGGUCAACUCUCAAUCGGGCAAGCUUCAUCGGCUCGGCAAAGGGAGGAAGAGCUCAGAGGACGGCAGCGGCAGGCAGAAGAGCAAAGCCGUUCGGGAUCUAAGGAGCUCGUGUACAUGCUGGAAAUGGAAGACUUAGACGAAGACGAUUCUCAAUUGAAAUUUGAUCUUACUCCAGUCUACAGGGCAUAUCAUAUCAAUACAUGCCUGGGGAUGCAGGACCAGUUUCGGGAGCAUUACUUCAAGAACAGGCAGCUGCAGCUGAACUCUGACUUGCAAAUAUCAACCACACAGUCAUUUUUGGAAUCGCAUCAGUCAUACUUUGCCCAGCUGGCUGGGUUCUUUAUUGUUGAGGAUCGUGUGUUAAGGUCUGCAGGGGGUCUUAUGAGCAGUGCGAGGACAGAGCAGCUGUGGGAGUCAGCUAUCAGCAAAGUGACUGUAGUCAUGGAAGACCAGUUUUCACGAAUGCAGGAUGCCAAUCAUCUUCUUUUAGUGAAGGAUUAUGUUAGUUUGCUUGGUGCCACCUUGCGAAGGCAUGGUUAUCAGGUUGGACCGUUGCUGGAGGUGCUGGAUACGAUGAGAGAUAAAUACCAUGAACUUCUUCUAGCAGACUGCCGUUACCGCAUCAAUGAUGUUCUUGCAAACGACAAGUCGGAGCGUAUGAUGAUGAAGAAGGAGUACGAGUAUAACAUGAAUGUGCUCGCUUUUCACCUACAGAGUGUCGAUGUGAUGCCUGCAUUCCCGUAUAUUGCUCCUUUUUCAGCCACAGUACCUGACUGCUGUCGAAUCGUGAGAUCCUUCAUCGAAGAUUCUGUCAGCUUCUUAGCCUACGGAGGCCAUAUUGACUACUACGAUCUUGUGAAGAGGUAUUUGGAUAAGCUUUUGGUGACAGUUCUGAACGAGGCAUUGCUCAGGCUUGUUCGAAGUCCUACACUGGGAGUGUCGCAUGCUAUGCAGAUUGCUGCCAAUAUGACCGUUCUUGAGACUGCAUGUGACUAUUUUGCGCAACAUGCUGCCAAGCUUUGUGGCAUCCCUACACGGCUCGUUGAGGGUCCCCAUGGUGCUUUGUCUGCUCAGUCCGUUCUGCGAAACUCGCAAGCUGUUGCACACGACACUAUGAUCAAGUUGGUGAAGUCGAAAGUGGACGAGGUCAUGAAUUCCACUCUAAACAUUAACUGGAGCCCUGAUGAGCCUCCAACAAUCGCCAACGACUAUUUGAAUGACGUGUAUAUCUACCUGCAAACUAUAGCGGAAACGUCUCAGGAAAUCCUUCCCCCAACUGCAUUCUAUAAAGUGAUCAGUGGUGUCCUUGAACACAUUUCUCGACGCAUCAUGGAGACCUUUUUGAGUGAGGACGUGAAGAGGUUCAACAUUUAUGCAGUGAUGGGCAUCGAAGCAGAUUUGAUGUUAUUGGAAGGUUUUGCUGAUGACAAGUACCGGACAAGUGUCCAGGACAGAGUACCCGGAGUGCAACCCUUGAAAUCGUUUCUUGCGGAGGCUCGCCAGACUGUGAACCUCUUCAUGGCUACACAACCCGACCUUUACUUGAAUCCAGUCAUCCGCGAGAGGAAUUACGGUGCGCUUGAUCCUAAAAACAUUAUUAUCAUCGGUGAGAAGUUUAAGGAUCUACCAGAGAAGUUGUUUGGUCGUGGAGGAAAAGUUGCUCCAAAGAAGAAGCUAAUCGAUGCGUUGAUCAAGCGCUUGAAGAACGAGGCUUGAGGAUCUGUCAGCAUAACACUAGCGAUUGAGCCGAAGGGGGAUUCAUGUACAUUUUGUACAAUGGGAGCGCUAGUAAUGAGCUCUGGAAUCGAGAAAAGAACUUGAGACCUAUGACUGCUGGAAGAGUUUUAGCAGAAGUGUGCAGCAGCUAGAGUUGAGAAUCUCAAAGUGAGGCUGAGAUUACUAGCUAGGGGUUGAUCACAUGCUGUUAAAUUCCUUAACCAUGUCACAGGUAUUUAGGACACGUACAGCCAGCAGUUGAAUUCGCCAUUAGAGCCUCAUGUAGUUGACUGUUCCCCCCCCCCCCCCCCUAUAUAUCUAUAAUUCUGCCAGUGCUUAUGUUCGGCAAUGGACUGAGAAGAUGCUCCCACGUUCAUUUAUGCAAUUAAAUCGCGAUACUGAAUUGAGAUUUUCUUGCAGUUGGCGUACUAUGAAAGAGGUGGUAGACUGCCAUGAGGUGUUCAAACUGUGAGAAGUGAUAUGACUUCUUACUAGACAUUGUAGGGUUUUUGUCCCUAGUGUAAUCAUAUUCCUGUUGUUUUUGUAAAUUGAUGCCCUUGGUCGAUUUUUUAGUAGCACCACAGGUAAUUCCGACUCACAGUUGGUGGGGAAUUAUUGAUGACAUUCCAUGGUCAGAAGUACAGUGCAAAUGUAUUUGCACAGCAGCUCUGGGAUUUUCAAUUGUCCUUAUGUCAUCUCUGCGAAUUCAGCUCAUGAAA
Messenger RNA from Physcomitrium patens, 4211 nucleotides. RefSeq names its product exocyst complex component SEC15A. Gene Ontology annotation, cellular component: membrane; exocyst. The record is from RefSeq and is a predicted model, not a curated record. Gene Ontology annotation, biological process: intracellular protein transport; Golgi to plasma membrane transport; exocytosis. Lineage: Eukaryota; Viridiplantae; Streptophyta; Bryopsida; Funariales; Funariaceae.